This is a messenger RNA of Acanthoscelides obtectus, 3541 nucleotides long. The record is from the annotation of a GenBank genome assembly. NCBI's taxonomy places the organism in Eukaryota, Metazoa, Arthropoda, Insecta, Coleoptera, Chrysomelidae.
CAUGAAAAUUAAAAUGUGAAAUGUCAAAUAUAUAUAUAUGACAAUGUAUGUAAAUAAAAACAGGUUGUUGGAUUACUUGAAUUGCCUAUUUUAGGAAACAAGUUCAGACACAAGUGCAGUUUCUUCCAUUCAAAAAUGUUAUUUCUACUGAGAUAAAAAGCAUCGGUAAUGUACCACGCACGUGCAGCAUUAUGAAGUGGUACUUUUCUGCAAACAAAGAGUCCAAGGGAAAAAUGUGCAAUGUGGAAAAUUAGAACAAACACCUUCCUGAAUAUCCUGAUAUUAAUAGCAUUGCUUAUAUUAUUCUACUUUGCCUGCUUUACCGAUGAUUCCUUAAACCACAGAAAAACGAUUAGGCGAAGCCUACGGAAGGACAUCCGAAACCUUAAAUAUGUGACAUCAGCUUUACGGAAUCAUAAGGAUUACAAUGUUUGGCUCAUAUUCACAAAAGUCACUAAUGUUUCAACAUUGAGCUACAAAUUUCGAGAUCUUAUCCACAAUUUGCUAACUGUGAGCUCAGUGCCUUUAAAGUUUAACAUCAUUGUUGAUAGGGUAUCACAAGGUAUAGCAGAGAAUCAAAUAGCAGAUCUGUUGUAUAGAAACAAAACAUUGGUAUACUCGUUUUAUGAUAUUGAUGAAAGUGCAAGGAAGAUACAGGAUAUAGUAGAAGUUAUGACACCAUAUUUUAGCUCUAAACCAGGUACUUAUUACAGUGAUGCUCUAUUCUACAUAUCCUUAGGCUUAUAUAGGAUAGCACCUCAAAAUCAACACCAUGCAAUAUUAUUAGACUGUGAUUUAUAUUUCAAAAAGGACAUUGCACUGUUAUUUGCUGAAUUUGAAAGAUUCAAACCAACUGCUCUAUUUGGGCUGGCCCCAGAACUAACCCCUGUGUACCGCCACAUCCUUCACAUGUACAAAGCUAAGCACAAUACCACCUUUGGAGACUAUUAUAAAAGUGAUGCUCCUUCUUCCAAUUCUAUACACUCUAAGGGCUUCCAAGGUUAUAACUCUGGAGUGGUGCUUAUCAACCUCAAAGCACAAAGGAAUUCAACAGAGUUCCCUAAGAUCAUCACUAAUGAGACAGUGCAUAGAAUGACAUCAAAAUACAGGUUCAGAGGGCAUCUAGGUGACCAGGAUUUCUAUACGUUAGUAGGUUAUGAGUAUCCUCAUUUGAUUCAAACUUUGAACUGCGGAUUUAAUAGGCAACUUUGUACUUGGUGGAGAGACCAUGGGUAUCUUAAAAUAUUUGAUAAGUACUUUAGGUGUGAGCAUGAAACUUUGGUUUUGCAUGGUAACUGUAAUACAAAAAUCCCGAAAUAAGUUCAACUUAAAAUUUAUUUGCCACUAAAAGUGUGUCUCAAACUUUAGAAUUUCAAUUCUAGCAUUAGCAUCGUAAAAUACCAUGUUUCCUAAAUACUUAAGUAAGAUAGUGGAAUAACAUUUAGGAUAUUUUAUGUAAAGUGUUUUAUUUAUCGCUGGGGGAACGCGGUAAUGUAAUUUCUAAUGAAAGCAAAAAUUAACAAUUUUUACAAAACCAUACCAUAUUAUCUUUUUCUUUGAAUUUUAAACGAUCUAUAGAGCCGUGUUCCAUGGUGAUUUAUAAUUAUAAUUAAGUUCGAUAUCCAAUUCGUUGGAUAAGAUACAUACAAAGUGCAUUUAAAAAUGCAGUUUUAUACUACAUAGAGCAAUAUAUUGUAAGUUUUAAAGGAUAUAUAAGACAGAGAAAUUUAUUAUGUACAUAUUACAGAUGUACUAUAUAUGACCUUAAUAUUUAGUUAUACCAUUAUAGCAGUAUUUUUCUAAUCAUCGUUAGCUAAUGUAAGAUAUGAAGGGUUUUAGUUACAUAUGAACAUUAAGAGUACAAGUGCACAAAUAUAAAGGGUACUAUAAAAGUUUUGCAAUACAGCUUUAUUUAUUGAGUUCAGUCAAAGUAAUUUCCACCACAUUCAAUACAUUUCUCCAUCCGCCAAAACCACUCCUUAAACCAGCUCUGCCAAGUUACACCCGGGAGUGCGUCACACUCGUCCCAAGCCCUCAGAAGGGCCGCAUCGCUAGAAAUUCCGUUUUCCUUUUAGCUACAUUUUCACAUGCGGAAACAGCGCAAAGUCGCAGGGGGCAAGAUCCGGACUUUAAGGAGGGUGCUCAAUAAGUUUCAGACCACUAGUGGUCAAAUACAGGCUUUGGCGUGGUGAGCUGGAGCGUUGUCAUGAUGGAGUUACCAAGUGUCCAUUCUUGACUUUGGUCGCAGGUUUUUCAAGGACUCUAUGACUUUAGGCAGGCACUGUUCCGUGUACCACUUAGCUGUGACUGUCUUCUGUGUGUCCAAAACGACUCGCUCCGCAAUCCCGCUCGAUUUGAAAAGACCGCUAUCAUUUUUUUUUUUUAAUAGAUCGGGAUUUUCUGACAGCUACGGGAGUGUCCUCAUCAUCAAAGACCCAAACUUUGUUAUGAGCCUUAGAUACCAAGUUUGUCCCUUAUCAAACAUUUUGAGCAUCUUUCGGCACCAAGUAGUACGACGAGUCUUCUGCUAUUCCGUCAGAUUAUGCGGUACCCAGAGAGAAUAAAGUUUCCUUACGUGUAAAUGGUCAUGCAGAAUUGAAUGAAUUGCUGGUGCAUGAAGGUGUAAGGUCUCCUCUAUCUGUUGGUAUGGCACUCUCCGGUCUUUGUCAGUCGUUUUCCUCACAGCAGUAAUGGUUUCAUCUGUUACUGACGUUCACGGCCUUCCUUCACUUUCAGCAUAUUCCAGAGUGAAAUGGCCCCUUUGGAAUCCUCUGUACCACCUGAAUAUAGUCAUACGAUGAGGAAAAUAAUUCUUUAAUGCAAGCGUUAUUUCUUCUAAGCACUGGUCUAGGCUAAAGCCACGCGUAAAGUUAUACCAUAAAACUGUUCUUAUCUCACUACAUAACCACGAUGCCAUAGUCCGCACUUUUCACUGUCAAUACGAAUGAACAACUAAAUCAACGGACGUGCUGCUGGCGGAUACUAUGCCCUCAUGGACAUGUCUCAACAUGCAGCCUCCUGCGUUCGUUUGUUGUCAUAUUGCAAAACUUUUAUAGUACCCUUUGUAUAUGGGUAUGUUGAAAUAUAUAACUAAUACUGUAUAUCUAAUAUAUAUUCAAACAUUUAUAAAAAUUCAGAACAUUUACCAAAUAUCUUGUCGCAUUUUGUAAUCGUUGACAAAUCUUACAUCAGCUAAUUGGUUGAAAAACAGAUCUCAAAUUGUAAAAUUAGGGACAACAGAUAAAUCCGUAAAUCAAUAGUGGAUGAUGACAUUUCUAUAAUGUUUAAGCCACCACUAUAUAAUAAUAGUAGUAAAAUUUUUUAUGACAAAAGUGGCGACAACCUUUUUUUUCUAUUGAACGUCUUGAAUUUAUUUUUAUCUGUAAUUCGAUAUUAACGGAUCAUUUAUAAAUUAUUUUUAUAAUUUUAAUUUUAGGUAGUUUAUAGCUAGAUUUUGUGAUACUUUUGAAUAACUAUUUUAUUGAAAUUCUGUUGUGCAAUCAUGAAGAAAAUAUUUUUAUAUCUGUAUGAAUAUCAGCAA